Molecule: messenger RNA, 549 nt
Organism: Ostreococcus tauri
Lineage: Eukaryota; Viridiplantae; Chlorophyta; Mamiellophyceae; Mamiellales; Bathycoccaceae
Product: Transcription elongation factor S-II, central domain
Exons: 1
Coding region: 1-549 (182 amino acids)
Biological process (GO): DNA-templated transcription
Cellular component (GO): nucleus
Source: RefSeq, a predicted model, not a curated record
AUGGAUGAUGACGAUGAUGACGACGACGACGACGACGUGCGCGCGCGCUCGACCGUGCUCCUGGGCGACGCGCUCGGGGACGACACGCCGUUGUACGACGCGGCGCGCGCGGUCGAGGCGGCGAUCCGAGCGCGGAUGGGAGGGACGGGACGGGCGUAUCGAGCCACCGUGCGCAGGCUGUGGGCGAAUCUGCGAGCGAAUGAAUCGCUGCGACGCGGCGUGCGAUGCGGCGCGAUCGAGGCGGAGACGCUGGUGCGACUGGGACCGAGGGAGCUGGCGACGGCGUCGAGGCGGCGGGCGGACGCGGCGAUGGUGGAAAAGUUGGACGCGGGACGGACGCGCGCGCUCGGGUCGACGGGCGGGACGGAGACGGACGCGCACAAGUGUGAGAGUUGCGAUGGGUUCGAUUGCGUGUACGUGGUGUUGAGCGAUAGGAGAGACGUGCGUAAGGCUGAGAUAUGGGGUGGGGGGUCGGGCGGUGACGCGUGCGUGGCGCUCAUCGCGUGUAAGACGUGCGGACACGAGUGGCGGGCCGAGAUGGCGGCGUGA